AUGGGUACUUGUUUAGCAGUUACUAAAAUCAUUGGUACCACAUCAUUAGGUAUCUUUGCUGGUUAUUCAAUAUCAAAUAUAUCAACUUAUGAUAUUUUAAUUAAAGUUUUAUCACAAUCAAAUUUAAUUGAUUUUGCACAAUGGAAUGGUAAAAUUAAUGAAAUAUUGGUCAAGAAUUCUAUUGUCCUUGGUGGUCUUGGUGGUAUUAGUUCAUUAUUAUUUGCUUUAAGUUAUAAUUCUUCACCUUCUAGUGGUAAACAUCCUUAUUUAAUUUAUGCUUCAUUAGUGUUACCAAUAAGUUCAAUUUUAAUUGGAAUUUUAGGUAAGAAUGAAAUUUCAAAUUAUUUAAAAUUAGAUUCAUUAAUUGAAAAAUUUAAACAAGGUAAUACUAUAAGUGGUGAUAAUGUUAAACAAGUUAAACAAGUUAUUACAAGUGAAUUAGAUAAUUCAGUUUAUAAAGAUCUUGGAGAUGAUUCUGUAAGUACAACUUCUGAACAAGAUCAAGAUCAAGAACCUAUUACACCAGAGGGACAAAAUGAAGAUGAUGAAAUUUCAAAAGAAGUUGAAAUUCAUUUAAAUAAAACCACAAUAUUAAAUUUAUUAAAUAAAUUGAAUUUUAUUAAUAAAUUUAUUAGUGGUGUAUCAGUUUUAGGAUUUGUUAUUUCAAGUAUUGGUAUUUAUGGAGAUUAUUGA
This is a messenger RNA of Hansenula ciferrii, 693 nucleotides long. It is a transcript of the gene ATG33, whose product is annotated as Atg33p. The record is from RefSeq and is a predicted model, not a curated record. The coding region runs from base 1 to 693 and encodes 230 amino acids. NCBI's taxonomy places the organism in Eukaryota, Fungi, Ascomycota, Saccharomycetes, Phaffomycetales, Wickerhamomycetaceae. Gene Ontology annotation, biological process: autophagy of mitochondrion. Gene Ontology annotation, cellular component: mitochondrion. The transcript has a single exon.